Molecule: messenger RNA, 3618 nt
Organism: Numida meleagris (helmeted guineafowl)
Lineage: Eukaryota; Metazoa; Chordata; Aves; Galliformes; Numididae
Gene: SLC37A2
Product: solute carrier family 37 member 2
Exons: 17
Coding region: 490-2040 (516 amino acids)
Biological process (GO): glucose-6-phosphate transport; phosphate ion transmembrane transport
Cellular component (GO): endoplasmic reticulum membrane
Molecular function (GO): glucose 6-phosphate:phosphate antiporter activity
Source: RefSeq, a predicted model, not a curated record
UUCUGUAGGGUCCACGCUGGCCCCUGCCUCUCAGAGCAAGAUGUACUGCUUGCUGCUUUCUUCCAGAUGAGCACCUCUCUAAUAGCACCGAAUCCAUGCUCCCAGGGCCAGUGGUUUCCUCGGGGAAGGGGCUUUGCCCUGGGAAAGCUACCGCGGUCUGACGCUGGUGCUGACCUUCCUCUGCUACACCAGCUACCACCUCUCCCGAAAACCCAUCAGCAUCGUCAAGAGCCAGCUGCACCUCAACUGCUCAGCGCUGGGCACCAACCCACACAACGGCUCCAACAGCACCACGUGGUGCAGCUGGGCACCCUUCGGUAAGGCUGGUAUCCCAGAACUCCGCAAGCACCCACAUCUCAUCUCUGUCCCUGAAGGUGGUUUCAGUCAUUAAUGGGUUAAGCUGGGCAGGCAGGGGACCAGCACUCAUUAGGCUGGAGGUGAUUAAGUGGCACAGGAUUGUGCCCUGUGCCCUGGACCAAAGGACAGCGGAUGUUGAAAUCAAGACAGGGUGAGAUUGUUCCCAGCUCCCAGUCCUACAGCCCGACCCUGGGAGGAUCUGUGGCGUGGGGGUGGGGGUGGGGAUGGGGAUGCAGCCACAGCCCUAACACUCUCUCUUCUCUAGAUCAGGACAACUACAAGGAGCUUUUUGGCGCUCUGGACAAUGCCUUCCUUGUGGCAUACGCCAUUGGGAUGUUCAUCAGUGGCAUUUUCGGGGAGCGGCUGCCGCUGCGGUACUACCUGUCAGGGGGCAUGUUGCUGAGCGGGAUCUUCACAGCGCUCUUUGGCUUUGGCUACUUCUGGAAUAUCCACGUCCUAUGGUACUACAUCAUUGUGCAGGUGUGCAAUGGGCUGGCACAGACGACCGGCUGGCCCUCAGUCGUGGCAUGCGUCGGGAACUGGUUUGGGAAGGGAAAGAGGGGUCUGAUCAUGGGCAUCUGGAACUCGCACACCUCUGUGGGCAAUAUCCUGGGCUCGCUCAUCGCAGGCGCCUGGGUGUCCUCUGAGUGGGGCUUGUCCUUCCUCGUGCCUGGCAUAAUCAUCGCCGCCGUGGGCAUCGUCUGCUUCUUCUUCCUCGUGGAGCAUCCCGAAGACGUCGGCUGCAGCCCACCCCUGCAACAUGAUGCAUCAGAUGAGAAGGACCCUGAAGGGAUGACCUCCGAGGACCGCAGCAGCACCAACCCCAAAGAGCUGGGUGAGGAGCUCGAAGCCAUCAGCUUCCUUGGGGCACUCCGGAUCCCCGGUGUGGUGGAGUUCUCCCUUUGCCUACUCUUUGCCAAGCUGGUGAGCUACACCUUCCUCUACUGGCUGCCCCUCUACAUCGUGAAUGUUGCUCAUUUUGGUGCCAAGGAAGCUGGAGACCUGUCCACCCUCUUUGACGUUGGCGGUAUUUUAGGGGGGAUCUUUGCCGGUCUGAUCUCUGACUACACUGGUGGCCGGGCCACCACGUGCUGCGUGAUGCUGGUGGUGGCCGCUCCCAUGCUGUUCCUGUACAACCACAUUGGGCAGAAUGGCAUUGGCACCUCCAUAGCAAUGCUGAUCGUCUGUGGUGCGCUGGUGAAUGGCCCCUACGCACUCAUCACCACGGCAGUGUCAGCGGAUUUGGGAACCCAUGAGUCCCUCAAAGGAAACGCAAGAGCCCUCUCCACUGUCACAGCCAUCAUCGACGGCACGGGAUCUGUGGGUGCUGCUCUGGGGCCUCUGCUGGCAGGGCUUAUCUCCCCCACAGGCUGGAAUAACGUAUUCUACAUGCUGAUAGCAGCCGACGUCUUGGCUUGCCUGCUCCUUGCUCGCGUGGUGGUCAAAGAGGUGCGCGCAUGGUAUGGCUGCAUGGCGAGGAAGAGAGGCUCACAGUUUUUCCAGGAUGAACUGAAGUCGCGUCCUGCUGCAGCUGGGCUUGGAAAAUGUGAGCAGCCCUGGCUGCGGCGCUGGGAGCACAGGAGCCAAACGCCGGGAAUCGCACAUCUCGCUGGGAUUUCACAGACCAAGGGGUGGGCAAGGAGCCGGUGGCAUCCCUGGGUCCAUCACAGCACCCGUGCAUGAAACAAGCUUGUGCACCUGCUUGGGAAAAUCAGGAUUUUAGGGCACACACGGCUGUGCUUCGGGCACGCAUGAGGGGCGGCACCGAACUCCUCUCUAGCAGCCGUCCCUGGGUGUUUUUCCAUCUGUGACCCUGCAGUGCUGUUCUGCUGAGCCGUGCCAGGAAGGGCCACGCUGGCUUUGGAGCAAUGCCGGCUCUGCAGAGGUGAGGAGGUGGUUCAGGCAUGGGCCAUAAUUGCCCGCGCAAGGAGCAGCCAGCGGGCGCUGAAGGGCUUUUUAAUUAGCAGCCAAAGGCAAAGCGGGACUCAACAGCGGGAAGCUGAAGUCAGCAAAGUCAAGGUGGAAAUCAGAGGCCAGUUCUGUGCCAGCGAGAGUAAUUAAACGCCAGCAGAGCGCGGCGCGAGGCGUGAGGAAUUGCCGUCACUCACGGACCUUAAAUCAGGACCAGGAGAUUCUCCUGCGCUGGGCAUCAGUAUCCCAGCGGUGGAGCAGCUCCACUCCUUCCUAAUGAGCCAGGCAGAGAUUAGUGCAGGGAGGGAGGCGUCCCAGCAGCCUGUGAGCAGCUUUCAGCCUGCUGCUGCCGGUGCGAGCAGUCCUGGCAUGGGCGUUCUCUUGCUGGGGUUUAGCAUCAUCCUCCUGGAUGAGGCUGGGUCACUGGGACGCGGAUCAUCUGCAGGAGGAGAGCUGGCAGCACGAAAAUGUCAGGUUCCUUGGUGAUGACGUCUCCCUGACUCCCAGCAUCUGGCCAGCAAUGGAGGAUCGUAGAGUCACAGAAUUGUAAGUGAUGGAAAAGACCACUAAGAUCACCGUUUUUGUUUGGGUGCGGGUCAGCAGACAAGCUUGGAAAGCAGCUCCGGCUCAUAGUGAUUCCUUGACACGCUCCUUCCUUCCCCAAAACUAAACAGGAACUGUCUGGAAAGCCCCUGUGUGGGGGGAGCAGAGCUGCUGUACUGCACUCAGAAUGAAUAACGCUGCGGAGUGCCCAUGGCCAUCUGAGCCCCCCACAGGCGGCACAGGACAAGGAUGGGGUCCAUCUUUCUGGUCCCCCCGAGCACCCCCCAGGAGGAGCCUAAUGACCAAUUUUAGUUACAAACAGGUGACUAAGGGGAGCGGAAAGCAAACACUCUGGGUUUAUUUCCAUGGAGAAGCCUCACACUUCUGCUUUUAGGUUUUUUUUUAGUGCUCCAGCUGCUUUGCUACAGCUUCCCUAUUCGUGGGACAUGACGCCAGCAGCGAGCCUUUGGGAACUGCUUACUGCGGUCACCGUUAUUAAGAUGAAGAAUCAAAUACAAAUUUUGUUUCAGGCUUAACUUCAGAAUCUCCCAGAAAGCCAACACUCAUGUUGCAUAACUGGGAGCAGAGCACAGGGACCAUCCCAAACCACCCCACCUGGAAAAGGGGAACCUCCCAAAGAGCACGGAAAGGGCAGCUUUCAGUAACACCAAAAUGCUGCAAAACUGCCAUUCCUGGAAAACAGAUAAAGACUAGGCCAGGGGUUCCUCCAAAAGUUUUAUUAAUGUUAAAAAAUAAUUUUAAAAAGGCAACUUGUGAAUAUUGAUUCAGUAAAAAUCAGUGCCCCAA